This is a messenger RNA of Rhea pennata, 3222 nucleotides long. It is a transcript of the gene CENPC, whose product is annotated as centromere protein C. Lineage: Eukaryota; Metazoa; Chordata; Aves; Rheiformes; Rheidae. The record is from RefSeq and is a predicted model, not a curated record. Gene Ontology annotation, cellular component: kinetochore. The coding region runs from base 91 to 3015 and encodes 974 amino acids. The transcript has 19 exons. Gene Ontology annotation, molecular function: centromeric DNA binding. Gene Ontology annotation, biological process: kinetochore assembly; spindle attachment to meiosis I kinetochore; attachment of mitotic spindle microtubules to kinetochore.
AAGAAGGAGAAGAAGGAGAGACGGCUUGAGCUGGCGGUCGCGCCGCAAGGCCAGUAGUCCUCGUUGUGGCAGCGGCGGCAGCGGCCUGGGAUGGCAGAAGCGUUGAAUCAUUUUAAAAAAGACUACAGAGCAAGAUUCUGCCAUGGAGGAGGGAAACAGAUCGAUGUACGGCCGGGUCAGAACAUACUGAAAAUCAUACAAGAUUGCUUUGAAAAUUGUGGUAGUGAUUUUACAAUAAACUCUCCGAGUACAACACGUUGCUCAACUCCUGUUGUUAGAAACAGAAAGGAGACUUCAAUACAAAGUGAAAAGCCAAAUGCAGGUUUAAGUAACUCUGUGAAAAACGCCUGUAAUUUUGUAGACUCCUUAACUGCCUCACCACUACAACCCGUCAUCAACACCAGCAAAGGAUGGUCACUUGAAUCACACCUGGAGCCUGCAAUACAUGAUCACAUAUCUGAUGCUAACAAAAUAGAGAGUCCUGUGUCUAAAGGAGAAAGGUCAAAUAAAAAUAUCACCACAGACAUCAACGAUCUUGUUGGAUCUCCUGGCAAAACAAGUAACAUAUUAAAAGAUGUUGAAGCACUAUGCAGAAGUCCUACCAGCUUCUCAGUCUCUGAGGGUGAUCAUGAGGCUGUGGGAUCACCUCUUCUUGUGGAGGAAGCUAUAAGUUCUCCUGUCCAUAUAUUACAUUUUGAUGAGCAAAGUACUCCAGCUGCAGUUAAGAGCCAUGAGGAAAGUGAAAAUUUGAGAGGACCUCAAACUGGAAAAGAUGAGCAGCUUGUCCUGGUACGAGGAACAGACCAUAUUGUUAUAUCCUCUGUACAGAAAAGGAAGUCUUCUUUCUCUUCAGCAUUCUUAGCAGCUGUAAGGACAGGAACGCUUGGAAAAAGGUAUUCAGCCUCAAUGUUACCACCAUCACCUCCUCCUGUAAAAGAUCAAGAUUUAGAAAUACAAAAUGAAUGUGAAUUUUUAAUUGAUGAAUCAGAUGGUGUGUCUUUUAAUUCUUGGUUUUCAAUACCUCAGAGGAACAAAAAAUCAAAAAAAGAUGGCUCUGCAAUUACUGCUUUGAAAUCCCAGUCCUCGGAAAGACAGAAGACAGAAAGUAAGAAAAGCAAGAAUAGGAAGGUACAAGUUGAAGCACCUGAUAAACAGCAAAUGCAUGAUUUGGAUGUCAGAGUGCAACCUGACUUCAAAAUUACCUCAGAGUCAGAGAUGGUAUCUUCUGACAGGGACGGAAAUGUCCUUAAACAUCAAAGGCAAAGCAGCAGUCAUAUGGAAAAGACUAAAAAGGAAGCACUUAGACAAGACUCCCCAAAACAGAGAAAAGGCACAUCUUGGAAACCAGAAGACGAAGAAUUGUUGUUAUCCCUGUCUGAAUUAGGCACAAAAGCAUCUAAUGCAGAACGAUGUAAAAAAAGAGUGAUGACAAGUGAGGAUUCAUCUGUGCCUUCAGCUGGAGAUCAACAGGAACAGUCUCUUUGGCCAAAAAAGAAUCUUAAGUCUUCAAACUACAUGCAGUCCACUUUAAGAACUUCUCAGCAUUUAGUUCACAAGAAACAAAAUGUUAAGCAGAAACUUUCAAAAGAUACAGUAUCUAAGAAACUGGCAGAAAGCGCUAGAAAGAAAAUGAAAGCAUUUAGCAGGAAAGGUAGUGAUAGAAAGCCUCUGUUACCAACAAUGGAGAGUUCAGAAAGUGAACCUGGUGAAGAAGGGCUUGAAAGAGAUUCUGCAAAGUUAAAUGGAGUGUUCCCAUCACCGUUGCAUUUGAAAUUACAGACUUCUAAGAUUCGGAACUUGGCUAACUCUGAAAAACGUAAUGUUUUGCCUUCAUUGGAAUCACUUGGUGGUACAAAUAACAAAACUCCUGUAAAAGCCAAAGAGCUGCAGCAGAAUCUCACAAAAACUGUGCAGAAUUCUGAGAAGAGAUCAUCCAAGUCUCCAAGGAAGAUACCUGAAGAGAUUCAUCGCAGAGCCCGUAGAAGUAUGUGCUCAGACUCUGAAGACACUGAACCUCAAAAUACAACAGAUUUUGAGAGCUCUUCUGUGCAGGACAUGGUAGAAAAGAAAGCCAAGCUGUCAAAUGUUAAAAUAAAAAGAAACAAAAGAAAACACAACAUGCAACACAGAUCACAUGCACACAGUAGUAAUAAUUGUCUCUUUUCUAGAGAUUUCUCUGCAUCUGAGAAAGCUAUGAGUUGUAGAAGUGGGCCUUUACUAGAACAUGAUGUUAAAUUUACUUCCAAAAGGAAGUCUGUUGCCUGUAAACAGGAUAAUUCAUCUUCAGAUAACUCUGAAGAUUUGAAUUUUCAAAUAAAUGAUCUGUUGUCAAACAAGAUAGCAAGACAUAAAAUAGUAAUGCCCUCUAACACACCUAACGUUCGUCGGACAAAAAGAAUACGGCUGAGACCUUUGGAAUAUUGGCGAGGGGAGCGUGUGAACUAUACAAUGAGGCCUUCAGGACUUGUGAUCAGUGGAAUAGUGUGUCCUGAAACAGAACCUCGCAGGAAGAUUAAACGGAAGAAGCACGGUCAUAAGCAGAAAGGAGAUCAGCCAAGGAGUGAGAUAGCUGUAAAUUUGGAUCAGACUCUAGCUGAUACUUCUAAGCCAACCGUUGUACUGGACUCAAUAACAAAUAAGGAAGUUCUUCUAGAGUGUAUUAACACUGGAAACAGACAUUCCUGCUUCUUUAAAGAUCAAUCAGUAGAAAUAUAUAAAAAUCUGAAUACCUUUGAUUUUGCAAUGGGUAAAUUGAUCUUGAAACCACUUAAAGAAAAGGGACACCAGUUUGUUCACAUGGAUACAAUAGCUUUCUACGUUAUCCAAGGCAAAAUUAUUCUUACCUUGCAUAAGACUUCGUAUUAUCUGACUACAGGGAACUUUUUCUAUGUUCCAGCAGGAAAUGGAUAUAACAUACAAAAUAUUCUGAAUGAAGAAAGCAUUCUUCUCUUCACACAACUGAAAGGAGAUAGACCAAAAGCAGGAGAGGAGAUGUUGGAGACCUCUUCCCCAUAACUUCACCUGCAAACUGAAAAUCAUCUAAUGUGAGGGAGUUCUAAAAGACUGCUUGUAACUACUAUCCAAGUGGACACAUACUCAGUACUGGGAGUACACUGUUUCACUGAUCUUUUAAGAUCUUCCUCCAGUGUAAAUUGUAAAUAAGUAGUUUGUUACAAGUUAUUUUUUGUUUUGUAUCAAUAAAUAUUAAACAAUGAAAAUCAA